Guillardia theta CCMP2712 is the source of this 609-nucleotide messenger RNA. RefSeq lists its product as hypothetical. The record is from RefSeq and is a predicted model, not a curated record. NCBI's taxonomy places the organism in Eukaryota, Cryptophyceae, Pyrenomonadales, Geminigeraceae. The transcript has a single exon. The coding region runs from base 1 to 609 and encodes 202 amino acids.
AUGGCUGCUGUUGCUGCGCAAGACGCUUCCUCCUCACUUUACUCUCUCCUCAUCUUCCCUUCUGCCCCCCCCUUGCCACCCCCCAGCUUCUCUUUCCUUGACAGAGGGGAAGAGGCUGUGGAGGAGACAGCAGGGGAAGAGGCUGUGGAGGAGACAGCAGGGGAAGAGGCUGUGGAGGAGACAGCAGGAGAGACUGUGUGCGAGCAAGCUGAACCACAGCCUAAGCCUGCAGGCGAGCACAAACCCGGUUACAAAACAACGAAGGAUGGGAUGGUCGAGGUUCCGAUAUCCGGACAAGCGUACGCAAACCUGCAAUAUCAGGCGAGCAGAUUGAACUGCUUCUAUCCAAAGGGGAGCGAGCGGGAGGGAGAGCCAGACGUAGGAAGGUUCUUGAACGACAUUGGUAGGAGGGCGAACCGAGUGUUUCAAGCCAUAUUGAUGGAACACAGAGGUGCCAACCAGAACGGUGGGGCAAGCGAUGAAGUCGACGAGGAAGAUCAACAGAAAACUCUGAUGCGUCUUGCAAAGAUCCCAGGGGUUAGGGAAAGAUUUCACGCGAUGUUUUUGGCAGAAACUAUACGAGAGACUCAGCAGAACCUCUCGGAGUAG